AUGUCACCAUUUUGCAGAAGCAAUGAAAAUGUUUUCAAAAUGCCCAUGCUUGAAUGUUCGCUCUACGGAGUAGCAAGCAGCACGGUAGACUACAGCAACGAGUAUAAACACAGGAGAUACACCAGAGUUGAGCACAUAUAUAAGAGAGGAGACACUCACAUAUAUGUGCACGUAGAUGAAGAUAGGAAGAAGCACAGGCUGAUUUAUUACAGUAAGGUGGAUAGAAACAAGCAGAGGACGUGUUUGGCGUUGAAUAUGGAACUGUUUGAGACAAAUGAAGACAUAUUUCAUGUAUUAGAAAUAAACAAGUUUACCAGAAUAAGCAUAAUGGAGUGUGAAAUAGAGGAAUUCAGAAUAAGUGGAUACAGGGUAGAAAUUAACAAGGAGAAUGGAUCAGAGGAGGCCAUGAUCAAGGCAUAUUGCUAUGUUGAUGAUGUGAUAGAAGGAGAAGAAUUGCUUGAGAAUGUUUACACUGACCUGGGUAUAAAAAUGGUCUAUUCAACUGAGAUGUUUAUGAAAUGA
Enterospora canceri is the source of this 522-nucleotide messenger RNA. Lineage: Eukaryota; Fungi; Microsporidia; Enterocytozoonidae. The record is from the annotation of a GenBank genome assembly.